Diorhabda carinulata is the source of this 2429-nucleotide messenger RNA. Its product is annotated as mitochondrial fission process protein 1. NCBI's taxonomy places the organism in Eukaryota, Metazoa, Arthropoda, Insecta, Coleoptera, Chrysomelidae. The record is from RefSeq and is a predicted model, not a curated record. Bases 120 to 599 code for a protein of 159 amino acids. Gene Ontology annotation, cellular component: mitochondrion. The transcript has 4 exons. Gene Ontology annotation, biological process: mitochondrial fission.
UUCCUAGGUAUUUUGUCGAAAUCCAUACAUACAAAAACUAGUAGUUUCAUUUUUCACUUCUACAACAUGAAACUAUUUGAGGUUAUCUUACUGUUAUCAAUUGAAAAUCUAAUCCAAAUAUGGACGUAAAUAAUGAACAUGUUAGAGCUGUAGAUUUAUACAGAGAAACUCCAAUUAGAUACUUGGGUUACGCGAAUGAGGUUGGUGAAGCUUUUAGAUCAAUAAUUGGAAGCAAAUGGGUAAAUUUUUCCUAUGGAGUUGCUACACUUUAUGUUUUAGCAGAUACAACAGACAAGAGUAUAGCUGCUUAUAAAACUUCAAAGAAUGAAAAAAAUCACAUAAAAAAAGUUACUUAUACUACAGCAGAUACCUUGAUAUGGCAAUUGAUGGCAUCUGUGGUUGUACCAGGCUUAACGAUAAAUAGAGUUUGUGCUGUAUCAAAUUUUUGUUUGCACAAAAUUCACAAACUACCGAAUGCUAACAGAAAAUGGUUGGUUACUGGAAUCGGACUCGUAACGAUUCCUUUCAUUAUAAAACCUAUAGAUUAUUAUGUAGAUGUAGUGAUGGAUAAGAGUUUAAGAAAAUAUCAACCCGAAUAAUCAAAUUUUGGAGAAAGCUCAUUUAGCAUUUUUGAUUUGUUAAUAUGGAUUGGAUGAAUAAUUAGAUGAAUUUUGAAUAAUUUAAAAUUAUUGUUAGCGCCUUGAAGUUUAUAAAUGUUCGAAGGAUCAGCAAAUUUAGUUUAAUCAGUAUUAACAAAAGCUGGUUCGAAUGUCACUUGUCAAUUGUCACUCAUCUUUCACAGAAUAAAUCAGAUCAGGGUUAUCCAGCCAACACAGAACUGUAAUAUAAUUGUAAUGUUGGUUGCCUAAUGUAUUAAACCUAAAAAAUUAUGUAUUACUAUAUUAUAUAGAUGUUUAUGACCAUAUCGCAACCUCUUCUUUAGUUGUUCAAAGUCUUCAAUUUGGGCAGCACUUAAAGCCACUGUUUUCUCCUUAUCGAUCAACUAAUAACUCUAGCGGCUGCUUCCAACUGUUUUACGUUAAAUUUUGGAGCCUUCACUCGAAUAAAAUUGCCAAUAUUUUUUUGUUUUGGGUUGUGUUUGCAGUUUGCAGGAUUUUAUAUGUUCGCAACUUCUUGGCUUCUACUCGAGUAUCUUGUGAUUUGAUUUCCCAUCAUAGUCAUCUUAUUUUCAAAAACCCCAUUUCAUUUUUUCGUACAACGUUGUUAAUCCAUUCUCUGUAUUCGAUUUGAUUGUUUCGUUAAAAAUUGUCAUCUUAUUCUUGAUAUCAGAUUUUAAAAAUGAAAUUUUAUUUUCGACAUCAGCGGCAAUGUCAAUUUUCAAUGAUAAAAUAUCGUUCUUCGUGGUUUUCAAUACUCUUAUCUAUUCUAGUAGAAAUCGAAGAGCUUAAGGUGGAAGCUUCGUCUUUGGAUAGAAUUAUUUCUGGACCAAAGACGUCACUUCCCAGUGCCACUUUGAGUCUUCCUACUUAUUCACUCUUCUCACUGGAUUUGAUGCACAAAAUGCGGGAGUGAGUAGAUGGCAAUAAAAUAUUUCUGUGAUAGAAAAAUUUCUCAUACGAUCCCUCAUUUCUGAGUAAUGGGCUUCUAAAGUUCCGAAAUCAGAUCUCAUAUUUGAGUAUAUUUUUUAAAUUAUACAAUCGAACAUUAUGAAUUUUAAUGGCCUGGGGUGGCUCAUAUCCAAUGGUUAACAAUCCGUAACUUUUUAAGGAUAACCCUUGCAAUCUAAAGAUAAAAAUGAAUUUUUCGGUUGACUUUUUAACAAAAACUCGAUGAAAUUUGUGAUUUAGGAGAUAUGUAGAUUUUUGAUAGUUGUACAAGCAAAGGAAACCGUUUACAAUAAAGAGACAUUUUGCAGAAAAUUAUCAUACAAUUUUUAUUGAAACUACUUACAGGAAGCAUUAAAUUACAAUCAAACAUCUCUAAUUGAAUUGCAUAUUUCAAACAAACUGCUACUUACAUAAGAAAAAAAUUUAAAUCUAGAAAAAUUUAGUUGUUUACCCUAUAACUUGUCAAAUAAGGACAAAAAAACUAUAAUAAAUGUACGAAGUGGUCACUUUGCACUUAUACACACUUUAGGAGUCUACGGAGGAUAUUUCUUUGAACUUGAAAGACCAAACCAAGAUUCUGCCUUGUAGCGUCACAAUGGAAGUUUAUUCUAUCGAUCAGUUCGUUACUUCUGUUUACAGGUGUUGCAUAUAUCAAGCUUUUAAGAUAUCUACAAAAAUAUGAAUGAAUCCAAUCCAUCUAUUAGAAGCAACUUUAUUAAGAUGAUUUUUUAUAUCAUUUAGGAAGUGGGGAGGAGCUCCAUCAUACAUAAACCUCAUGUCUCUGCGACCAACUAUUCCUGCCCACAUAUUAUUUAGUGAUAAUUAAAGAUGUUUUUUAUGAAUAAACUUUUUUUCAAAAUA